AUGAUGAUUAAACUGAGAACUAUUCUGAGUGAAGUUAGCGGCAAACCUUAUGCUGACACGGAAACAGGGAGCAUACAACACAUCAUCAACAAGAUAAAAAAAUAUCUAGCAAACAAGAGGUAUUUUAUUGUUUUAGAUGAUAUAUGGAAGACUGAAACAUGGGAAAUUAUCAAGUGUUUAUUCCCCAUGACCAAUUGUGGUAUAAUAAUCACCACUACUCGUGUGGAAGAUGUCGCUAGUUCAUGCCAGUCAUCAUUUGGUGGCCAUAUCUAUAGAAUAAGACCUCUUGAUAUAGUUCACUCAAGACAAUUAUUUCAUAGAAGAAUAUUCAAGCCUGUGGUGGAUUGCCCAUCAUAUCUUGAACAAGUUUCUGAGCAGAUCUUAGAAAAAUGUGGUGGCUUACCUCUAGCAAUCAUUGCUAUAUCUAGCUUGUUGGCUAACAAAACAGAAAAACAUGAUUGGUAUGAAGUCAACAAUUCGAUUGGUCGUGCACUUGAAAGAAAUCAGGAUGUUGAAAGAAUGAUGAAGAUACUAUCGCUUAGUUACUUUGAUCUGCCUUUUCAUUUAAAAACUUGUCUCUUAUAUCUGAGUAUAUUUCCAGAAGACUCUAUUAUUAAGAAGAAGGGCUUGAUAAGAAGAUGGAUUGCUGAAGGAUUCAUUCACAAAGAAGGCAGAUACACGGUACAUGAGUUAGGAGAAAGGUGUUUCAAUGAACUCAUAAAUAGGGGUUUGAUCCAACCGAUGGAUACAAAUGACUAUGGUAAAGUAAAGAGUUGUAAAGUUCAUGACAUGGUUCUUGAUUUCAUAAUUUCCAAGUCUAUUGAAGAGAAUUUUAUUACUUUGGUUGGUAUUCCAAAUCUACAUAUUGGUACACAAGGUAAAGUCCGUCGUCUCUCUCUACAAGGAGACGGGCAAGGAAAAUUGAUAAUACCAACAGGUCUAGAGUUGUCUCAUGUACGAUCUCUUGAUGUGUUUGGAGAUUCUGUGGAAAUCCCUUGCCUGCAUGACUUCAGCCAUUUGCGUGUUCUGGACUUUGAUGGUCGCCCCCAAUUGGAAGAUCAUCAUCUUGUAAAUAUAGGGAGGUUGUUUCAUCUGAGGUACCUAAACCUCAGUGACACAUCAGUAAGGAAUCUUCCGGAACAAAUCGGGUUUCUUGGUUUUCUACAGAUGCUAAACCUAAGAGACACCAGAGUAAGUGAAUUACCGGCAUCUAUUAUUAAUCUUGGGAAAUUGUCACAUCUACUUGUUAACAGUAAAGUUAAAUUUCCUGAUGGAAUUGCAAAGAUGCAAGCAUUGGAGGUGUUGAAAUUCAUUGGAGUCUCCAGGCAGACAUCUAACUUCCUGCAAGAACUUGGGCAGCUAAAGAAUCUGAUGAAGCUGGCACUUAACUUUGAUGAACUUUUUGCCACCCGAGAUAUGGUUCGCGUGGAAGCAAUUGACUCUUCUCUUCGUAACCUAGGCACUCAGAACCUUCGCUCUCUAACUAUUUCAAAUGGAAGUAGCAUCUUACAACAUGGACCUUUCUCCUCUAUGUUGCUUACCCUCCAGAAACUUAAGAAACUUGAGAUUUGGCCAAAUGUCCCAGUUUCAAUAUGGAUGGGCUCUCUUGUCAACCUCCAACGGUUAUCCCUUUAUGCGGAGGAAGUCGGGCAGGAAGGUCUAUGCAUCCUUGGAGGCUUACCCACGCUGCUCAUUCUGGAACUAAUAGAAAAGGCAAGGCCUUAUAAAGAUAGGCUCACGGUUAGUGGUGAAGUUGGGUUCCGAUGCUUGAGGCAGUUUAAUUAUGUACCUCAAUGGAUGUAUCUGAUGUUUGCCCUAGGAGCCAUGCCCAAGCUAGAAAAUAUCGGGUUUUUUGUUGAUGCGGAUGAACCUAUUAGUAUUGGUGAUUUUUAUGAUUUCGGAAUGGAAAACCUCCCAUGCCUUGUUACUAUCAAAUGUACAGUACUUAGAUGCAACAACGAGGGCACUGUUGAGGCUGUAAAGGUUGCUAUGGAGACAGUAGCCAGAACACAUCCCAACCAACCUGAUCUACUCUUUGAAAUUAUGUAG
Molecule: messenger RNA, 2049 nt
Organism: Triticum turgidum subsp. durum (durum wheat)
Lineage: Eukaryota; Viridiplantae; Streptophyta; Magnoliopsida; Poales; Poaceae
Source: the annotation of a GenBank genome assembly